This is a messenger RNA of Paralichthys olivaceus (Japanese flounder), 1981 nucleotides long. RefSeq names its product noggin-like. The record is from RefSeq and is a predicted model, not a curated record. NCBI's taxonomy places the organism in Eukaryota, Metazoa, Chordata, Actinopteri, Pleuronectiformes, Paralichthyidae. Gene Ontology annotation, biological process: negative regulation of cell differentiation; negative regulation of BMP signaling pathway; dorsal/ventral pattern formation.
UUCUGGGAAUCAACACAUUUACAUGAAACCAAACCAAAGCAGAACCGUGCUGUGUUUGUUUUCACUCGGGUUAGUUUGCUGAAACACCAGAGCCUUGAAGGAGAAGUGGGAGCUUUGGUUGGGCUCUGGCCAUACUCCAUAAUACGCCUGCUGUUUGUGCGAUAAGGCCAUAAUUUUCAGUAUGUUGUUGGUUAAGAGCUCAAGGAUGUCUGGUGUUGAGUUCCCAGAGUCCCUGAAGAGGCCAGAGGAUAACCUAUAACUGAACGGGUGAAAAGGAAGAUUAGAGGAACAAUUCUUACAUUCCUGUGUUUCUUCAUCCAGACACAGCAUCAUGUCUGCAACAUUCAACUGUGUCUGUCUCUGCUGGAUUUCUGUGUCCCUCCUACAUGAAUUUGAAGCUCUUACUUCUAAUAUUUCAACACAGAAUCAGCUUUCAAACCCUCAAGAACAGGAGGAUUCACGUUUGGAUUUACCAUUUCUUUUCCUGAGAGCUAGUCUCCUGUCCUCGCAGCCAAUGCGUCCAUAUUCUCUGCUGACAAACAUGGAGGAUUAUCAGGACAUGCCCAAACCCAGACACCGCCGGCCCUCUCUCCUCCUGCGUCUUCUUGGAUGUUCUUUCGACCCGUUCUGGACGUCUGUAGAGAAGCCACCUGAGGCCUCAGAGGGUGACGGUGAUAUGCCGCUUUCGCACCAUGGUGACAAGCCGUCUGGCAAAUUACCCUCUAGCCUGAAUCCUCCUCCAGAGCUGAAAGAUGCUGCAGCAAACCAUCACCAAAAGCUGGAGAAGGAAGCUGCAGAUCUCGACUUUGGUCCUCUCCCUCCAGAUGUCGCCAGUUCGAUUCGAUCUUGGCUGCUGAGCUCGGCCACGUGUGAACUAACCUACCAGUGGAAGGACCUGGGCCCAGUUUUCUGGCCUCGCUGGCUGCGGCAGACAGACUGCGAAAGAUCGGACCGAGUGCGAAGUUGCUCCUUUCCCAGUGGAAUGGAGUGUGUGACGGCUCAGACAGCACACAUAAAGAUUCUGGCUUGGCACUGCCUGGAGAUCAGAGACGGAGGUGACAGAUCUAGAAAGAUUAAGAGGCACGACGGCAGCACAGAAAUGGGAACGAGUGAAGCGAUGAAGAGUUGUUUAUGGAGGAAACUGUCUUAUCCUGUGGUGACAGCAUGUACAUGUUCAUGUAAAUGAAUGUUUCUCUCAGCACCUCAGAUUUUCAAUCCUCAACAGCUGCAGCUCGGUUUAAAUACAAUAAUAAUAAUAAUACAUUUUAUUUGUAUAGCGCUUUUAAAAGGUACUUAACAGUGACAGUAAAAACAAUAAUUUUUUAUGUUGCUAUUGAGGCACCUUUUUUAAGUGAGACAUUGCAUGUUUUGUACAUGGCUUUCAGCAAAAUAUAAUCAAUGGAAUUUUUUCUCAGCAACAUCACUUGGCAACCAGACAACCAAUGAUUGGACAAUGUAACCCCCAUCCGUAGUUUAUUGUUUUAUUUCUAUUUGCAUGUGGGCUGUAUACUUUCAAAGUCAGUAGCAAUCAUUUACAAAUCUGGUGAUACAUUACUUCAUCAUGCAGAUUGUAUUACUGCAGAAAACAGCCAUACGUAUUAUCAAGGCAAGUUAUUAUAAUCACACAAAUUAACUUAUGAUAUUUUUCAAUUCAGGAGAGUAAAUAUGAUUUAAGAGAUUUUGGUUUGUGUUUCAGUUGUUGGGGUUAGACUGUGGAACAACGCAAAUGUAAACUUUAAUAUGUGUAACUUGAUAUUUGUUUUUUAAAAAAAAGGUCUGUGAAGAUAUUUUUGUGUGAGCUAUCUGUUUGUUUUGCUUUGUUUAUAUCUGGAUGAUGAAUUGGAUGAACAGUAAUGCAGGACAGGCAAAUAUAAGCAUCAUGCAUUUUCAGUCACUUUUCACAUAGAAUGUUGAAUAUGUGUUUACUCUAAUGUUUUCAUGACUGAAUAAAAAGAUACUCUGCUGUAUAUACAUGUAUACU